This is a messenger RNA of Uranotaenia lowii, 1662 nucleotides long. Its product is annotated as phosphate carrier protein, mitochondrial-like. Gene Ontology annotation, biological process: mitochondrial phosphate ion transmembrane transport. The transcript has 4 exons. Gene Ontology annotation, molecular function: phosphate transmembrane transporter activity. Bases 207 to 1241 code for a protein of 344 amino acids. The record is from RefSeq and is a predicted model, not a curated record. Gene Ontology annotation, cellular component: mitochondrial inner membrane. NCBI's taxonomy places the organism in Eukaryota, Metazoa, Arthropoda, Insecta, Diptera, Culicidae.
GGAAGUCCCCAUUUGUGCGGUGGUGUCCCACUCGUCCCAGUCAGCUUCAUUCGAACGGACACACCGGUGUGUCAAGAACACGGAAAAUCGAAUCAUUUUCUCCCGUGCGUGUGUGUGUGACCGAAGUAAGAGAGUGCCGCCAGUCCGGAGGAAGUCAACCGAAUCUUCAGUAAACCGAUAGCCGAACCGCAUCAAAUCGAUACAAGAUGUUCUCUGCACUAAUGGAUGCUGCCCGUAACUCGCCCUUCAAGACCCCGUUCACCAGGGCCCAAUGUGAUGGGCCCGUUGCCGGCCGGUCGAUUGCCGCUGCCAGCGGUGAAGAGGUCGAGUUCGGUUCGAACAAAUUCUUCCUACUCUGCGGUCUCGGUGGCAUCAUCUCGUGCGGUUCGACCCACACCUUCGUGGUGCCGCUCGAUCUGGUCAAGUGCCGGCUGCAAGUCGACUCAGCCAAGUACAAGAAUCUGUUCAACGGCUUUAAGGUGUCGGUGGCCGAGGAGGGCACCAAGGGUCUGGUGAAGGGAUGGGCCCCGACGUUCUUCGGUUAUUCGGCACAGGGCGCUUUCAAGUUCGGUUUGUACGAGGUGUUCAAGGUGCAGUACUCCAACAUCCUUGGCGAGGAGAAUGCGUACCUGUACCGUACCUGGUUAUACCUGGCCGCCUCUGCCUCGGCCGAGUUCUUCGCCGAUAUCGCCCUGUCGCCAUUCGAAGCUGCCAAGGUCAAGAUUCAGACCAUGCCCGGCUUCGCCAACACCAUGCGUGAGGCUAUGCCCAAGAUGAUGGGUGAGGAGGGUAUCACUGCCUUCUACAAGGGUCUGGUCCCGCUGUGGUGCCGACAGAUCCCGUACACCAUGAUGAAGUUCGCCUGCUUCGAGAAGACCUUGGAGCUUCUGUAUGCUUACGUCGUGCCCAAGCCACGCGACCAGUGCACAAAGGGUGAGCAGUUGUUGGUGACAUUCGCUGCCGGUUACAUUGCUGGUGUGUUCUGCGCUAUUGUGUCUCACCCGGCCGAUGUGGUCGUGUCGAAACUGAACCAGGCCAAGGGAUCCAGUGCGAUCGACGUGGCCAAGAGCCUCGGAUUCAUGGGUAUGUGGCAAGGUCUGAUGCCCCGUAUCGUGAUGAUCGGUACGCUGACUGCUCUGCAAUGGUUCAUCUACGAUGGUGUCAAGGUCGCUCUGAAUAUCCCCCGCCCACCCCCACCGGAGAUGCCAGAAUCGCUGAAGAAGAAGCUCGGAGUUCAGUAAAUUUCACUAGCAAAUCUCUUUCCCUCGUAACCCUGCACAACUUGUUCGUUAUGCUACAGUUUAAUUAAUAAGUGAAAACCUCUAAAUUAUCCAAAUUUUAACUUAAAGACCAUUAAAAUGUUAAACGAUCGGGCGAAUUCACUUCUCUAUGAAAUCGAAAAAAAAAGUUCAAUAAGCUAUCUCAUGAAGUGGAAGAAUUGAUAAAAUGCAAAUCAGAAACUGAUUUCCGGGUAGGCGUUUCAGUAUUUGAACCAUAAUAAGGGACGAAUGAUUCCGUCUCUUUAGUGGGAGAACCAGCACAAUACCAGAAGGUCAAAAAUGUUAGAGAUCGUCAGUGUACGAUUUGAGAUGUCCUAAUAAUUUGGUCGCUUAAGAAGAACACCGAUGAGUAAAACUGCUCUUUAUGAAAGAGUUCACAAAA